Messenger RNA from Perkinsus marinus ATCC 50983, 1356 nucleotides. RefSeq lists its product as hypothetical. Bases 1 to 1356 code for a protein of 451 amino acids. Gene Ontology annotation, molecular function: flavin adenine dinucleotide binding. The record is from RefSeq and is a predicted model, not a curated record. The transcript is spliced from 3 exons. Lineage: Eukaryota; Perkinsozoa; Perkinsida; Perkinsidae.
AUGUUCCUUCUGCGUUGGCUCUUCGUCACCUUCAUGUCGUCCUUCGUUUUGGCUGACGUCAACGAUGCCGUCGAUCGUCUGAUAGCCGCCCUUCCAGGACAGGUCCAAACUAAUGAUAUUCCCCCACCAUAUAACACACGAUUUGAUGAAGCCAAUGGUUACGAUCCAGCCGCUAUGGUUUACGUGUCUUCAGCUGAGGAUAUUAUUAUUGUCUUGAAGAUCUGUUACGAGGAAGAUACUCCUGUAGCUCUGAGGAGUAAUGGUGGCCACUCUUAUAUCGGACAAUCUACAGUCAACGGAGGUGUCAUCAUCAACUUCUCGGAAAUGAAGAGUUUCGAUGUUACUUAUGAUGAUGAUGGUCGGUACGUCGCUAAGAUGGGCUCUGGUUUGAUGUUGUUGGAAGUGUACUCGAGGCUUGCUCGUCAUGAUCCCCCACUAGGAGAUGUUUACGGUGGCCCCUAUAAGGCGAAGUCCAUCUACUUCCCCAAGGAUAUGAGCAUUGAAACUUUGGAGUAUCUCGCUGAAGCCUCGGUCGACCCAGUGUGUCAAAAUGCUGGUGAUUGUGUGAUGCUCUUAGACUUCUACGGUCAUGCCAUGUCAGAAGAGCCCGAGGACUGUGACCCAAGUGCUGGCAAGUGUACCUCUUUCGAUCACCGAACGCCCGGGUGGCACCUGCAAAUGUUGGCUAUUUGGGAUAGGGAUGAGCCAACUCCCACUGAUAAACUUGCAUGGAUUCAGCAGACUUAUGACUCGGUCUUUCCAGUGUCGCUCGGUGAGGCCUUUCAGAAUUACAUCGAUUCUGACUUGGCUGAAGGCCGUGAGUGGAUCAGUCAGUAUUUCCCUAAUGCGGAUACUUAUCCAAGACUUCAACAAGUGAAGUGUCGAUAUAAUGGGAUUGACAUGUUCAACUUUGCGGCCAUUGACCUGAUGACUAUUGAUAUUGAUGACGACAUAUGCGGAGUAGAUACCACAUCGACUACUGAGGUCCCUACCACUACGACUACUGAGGUCCCUACCACUACGACUACUAAGGUCCCUACCACUACUUCUACCGAGGUCCCUACCACUACGACUACUGAGGUCCCUACCACUUCGACUACUGAGGUCCCUACCACUACGACUACUGAGGUCCCUACCACAUCGACUACUGAGGUCCCUACCACUACGACUACUGAGGUCCCUACCACUACGACUACUGAGGUCCCUACCACAUCGACUACUGAGGUCCCUACCACUACGACUACUGAGGUCCCUACCACUACGACUACUGAGGUCCCUACCACUUCGACUACUGAGGUCCCUACCACGUCGACUACUGAGGGUUUCUACUACGAAAACAUCUUCGCCUUCGAAUGA